Messenger RNA from Cherax quadricarinatus, 3928 nucleotides. The record is from RefSeq and is a predicted model, not a curated record. Lineage: Eukaryota; Metazoa; Arthropoda; Malacostraca; Decapoda; Parastacidae.
AGUACUGACCUUCCUACUUCUCCACAGGGCCUGGUGUUCUCCAAGACCCAGUACUGACCUUCCAACUUCUCCACAGGGCCUGGUGUUCUCCAAGACCCAGUACUGACCUUCCUACUUCUCCACAGGGCCUGGUGUUCUCCAAGAUCCAGUACUGACCUUCCUACUUCUCCACAGGGCCUGAUAUUCUCCAAGACCCAGUACUGACCUUCCUACUUCUCCACAGGGCCUGGUGUUCUCCAAGGGUCAGUAUGGCCAGCCAAACUGCAUGUACGCGGGUCCACACUCCGGUAAGACUCACUUCGAGUUUCAGAUAUACUACAACAGCUGCGGCACCAAGCCAGACAUGGGUGACAAGUUCUACGAGAAUACUAUCAUCAUCCAGUACGACGCUGACCUCAUCGAGGUAUGGGACGAGGCCAAGCGUCUACGGUGUGAGUGGUACAAUGACUACGAGAAGACGGCCAGCAAGCCUCCCAUGAAGAUUGCUGACCUGGAGGUAGUCGAACUCAACUUCAGAGGUGACAACGUGGACUGUUGGAUGGAGAUCCAGGACGGGAAGGGUCCCUGGGCCUCCCCUAUCACCGGCAUCGUUCCUCUAGGCUCCACUCUCACCAUGGUUAUUGCUAUCAAUGAUCAGGCAGGCGAAUUCGAUAUGCGGGUCACGUCAUGUGAGGCGUCAGACGGCGUCAACUCCCCCAUAUACUUGAGCGACCAGUAUGGGUGCGUCCUGCGUCCCAAGAUGAUCUCAAAAUUCAUGAAACUUCGUAACAACGACGGCCGCGCUACCGUCCUCACUUAUGCUCACUUCCACGCCUUCAAAUUCCCUGACUCAAUGGCGGUCCACUUGCGCUGCAAGGUUGAGAUUUGCCGAUUUGGCUGCCCAGACCAUUGCCAGAAACCCACUGCCGGCAAUCCAAUUGGGGACUACAGCCGUCAGACACUAGCUAGACAACCCAGUGACGUAUAUGCUGCCCCAGCGGAGCCCGUUGCCCAAUACCAGGAGCCUCCAAACAAUGUCGACACCUCUAAUUUCGGGACAAGAAGGAUGCGGAAGAGCCCCGGCCUCGAUGCUUCCCUCGACUCUAUGGCAAUAAAGAACAAAGUACCCAAAGGUCCUCUCAUCAUUCCUGACGAGCAGUCUGCCCAGAUAUAUCUCGACGGCACACCACUCCAGGGCAGCGAAACUAUCGAACUCCCUAACUUCAAGGAAGACUUCCCCUGGGGCCCAAGAAACCUUCGCCGUCGACGCCGCAAUGUGAUUCUAGAGCGUCAUAUCCGUGCCUCCAACAUCGGUGUCUCAUCUGACUACCAGGUCAUCUCGGAGGCAGAUCUGGAGUUCACCCCUGAGCUGGAUGACCGUGUCACCGUCUUCAAGGGUCACCGUGAGGACGUGGUGUACGGAGUUUGCUUGCCGGCACCAGGGUUCUCCGCAUUAUUCGUGCUACUAGCCAUGUGUACUGUUAUCUCUGUUCUGGUGGCCGGUUUCAUGUGCCACCACCGACAGCUGCAGAAAGACACAACAGAGUCCCCCGCUGCUCCACACUCACAUCAACAGGUCUUCAGCAUGGUUCAAUUCCUAAGGGGUCAUCUCCCGGGCUACGCUCAGUGAUAAGAGAUAUCACCAUUUCAGGACAAAACUGCUCAAACCAUAACUAUCUCUCUCAACUUCUACCACUUCUAGGACUGUCGUGACGAUGCGACCAGCGCGUAGCUGUUUCAUAAAAGUUGAUUGUUGAGAGAUAUUAGUAAAGUACAAGAGAAGGAUCAAUAAAAGAACGAAUCACCUCAUAGCAGUGAUAGCACCUAGGACACGUGCUGGCAAAGCAACAAUUUUAAAUUAAUCUCUAGCCUUUUGUUCCUGGUCCUUCACAGCUUGAUGAGCGCCCCGAGCAGCCAUCACAUCAGUCCGAGUGUUGUAUAUAGUCUACCUGAAUCUCCUCUCGUGCGACUAAAUGGGUCUUGCUAAAUUAUCGUUUCGACAUAAUCUUUCAAUACUCAGAAUAAACCUAUUUUUAUAGUUUUACUAAUUUUUACAGUAUUUUAAUUUGAUGUUUCUUGUAUAUUGAGGGCCCAUUUAGUCCAUGUCAGAAGCUGAAUUAAGGAAAGCACAAGAUAUUACUCCAGUCAAGUUCUGUGUAUUAAUGACGUUAUGACAACUGUCCAGUCACGGGUGUGGGCGGCUGGGGAUCCGGGAAGGUCUAUGGGUACUGCUAUGAAUCUUUCUGCCUGUGGGAAACUCAACAGGUAUCCCCCUCGGACCAAAACACACUUUCCCAUUAUAUGAACGAGGCUCUAGAAGUCACUUUGGCUGAUAAUGCACUGGUGUAAGCGUUAAUACCGAGCGUGGGGGUGUAGUGGUGCUGUCCGUGAGAGGGCCUCCUCUCUAACAUUAAGGCUUGAGAGCUGCCUUCGUAUCAGCUGGCAGAGAACACAUAAGUAGAUGCAGUGGAUACCUUUAUUAUCGAUAACGUUUCGCCCACCCAGGGGGUUUUGUUAAUAAACUGAUAAUGACCCUCCCUUAACGAGUUGCUCGAGUUUGCCCAAGCCUAAUAGUGAUACACUUUUGACUACAUGACAGCUGGGGUUAGUGACCCUGCCUACUGGUGACGACACCAAGCCCAGUCAGUGAUUCUGGCCAAGUUGGUAGGAAAAUUCCCAAAGUGACUCCCUCGGAGUUUAUUCUCCUUGGUUGUGUUGACACAGCCGCGAUCCCGAGAAUGUUAUUGUGUACAUUGUGGCGGCCCCGGGGUGAUCCACGGCACCCAGGUGACCUCUACAAAUUAGUUGCGAGUGUAUGUUAAUUUAUGUGUGUGAAAGCGAUUGUAUGUGCGUGUUUAUGUAGGGGCGGGGAGUAUGUUGGCUCAGUCCGUAAUGUUUGUACUGUGUUAAUUAUAAGUUAAGAACCCAUCCGUCGCCUCCCAAUAAUUUUCUCCUUUUAGAAGUUAUUUAUAGCAUAAACUGACUUUCUGUUUCCCUUUUAAAGAUGCUUAGAGAUCUGCAAAUGUCUACUUUGACUCGUGGCUCAGAGUGCCUUAAUCUUGUAACUAAUAUACCCGGGUUCGAUCCUAGGGUGAGUAAAGACGUUGGGCAUGUUUUAUUACCCCUGUUUUUCCCCACUGAGCGACAAAGACCCAUUGUGACCUCUGUAAUCCUGAUUUUUUGAGCUACCGGUGACAGGAUGAGCUGUAGGUAUACAAUAUACUAGCCGUUCAGACGACACAACUAACACACCUGUUUCUCCUGUUCACCUAGCAGUAAGUAGAUACUUGGGUGUUAGUCGACUGUUAUGCGUCGCAUCCUGAGGAAGAGGCCCAUGGGACCCAGUGGAAAUAAACCACCGAUUGGUUCUCUUGGGUUAUCCUGGGUUACUAACCCUGUGAAUUAAUCCGAAAAUUCUUCUUCGUCUCAUCCUAAGACAAACAGUGACUUAGCGGCUGCUUUUCAGGUCGUAUAUCAUAUCCGUCUAUCCAGAGGCCUCUAGUAUCUAAUUUAAUGCGUUAUGCUAGCCGUAUAGUGUACUUAUACCUUACUUUGUUAAUAACGUAAAUAAAAAGAAGUAAGAAAGAUGAUAUUUUUUGACCCUGCAUACUUUCAAAAUAGAAACUCAAUUCAUUUUUAGUUAUGAUUAUUAUUAUUAUUAUUUUUAGCAGUUUAGCCUGCAUCACCCAAAAAGUCAUUUUCUUUCACUUCCUCAACAGUAACAGAAAAUGGAAACCUAAACCCAUCGCUGGAACUUUUUUUGUCCAGUUUUCGUUAAUGUUCUCAAGUAUAUAAAGAUGAUAAAAACUUAUACCGCAAUUGAACGUCUGUUGAUAAGCUUCACUGUCAGUAUGAUGUUGACUAGUGACCACAUGUAUGGUGAGUGGUCGCCCCUCACUAUGAGAGCCAGGGACUCCUCUACGUAUAUCACUGACUUACACAACUAAUU